Messenger RNA from Cynoglossus semilaevis (tongue sole), 5824 nucleotides. RefSeq names its product neuropilin-2-like. Bases 1020 to 3845 code for a protein of 941 amino acids. Gene Ontology annotation, cellular component: glutamatergic synapse; postsynaptic membrane; plasma membrane. Gene Ontology annotation, biological process: axon guidance; angiogenesis; vascular endothelial growth factor signaling pathway. Lineage: Eukaryota; Metazoa; Chordata; Actinopteri; Pleuronectiformes; Cynoglossidae. The transcript is spliced from 18 exons. Gene Ontology annotation, molecular function: semaphorin receptor activity; vascular endothelial growth factor receptor activity. The record is from RefSeq and is a predicted model, not a curated record.
GGGGUCAAUGUGGUACAAAUGAGAUUCACCAACAUUUAUUUGGUUAAAACACUGGGCAGAGUAAGAGAGGGGAUGGAAGGGGGACAGAGUGCUCUUUAAUCAGAGAGGGUCUCUGUGGAGGCGGGCAGAGGUGCCUACUGUAAUCCGAUACACGUGCAUGCGCGUGGCGUGCGUGCGUGCGCGCCGGGACAGGGGACUGAGUGAGCAGCUCCGCACGCUGCCACAAACCCGGUGGAUAUCGGAGCGGGAGGAGCGCACAGUGGCAGAGCUCCUGUGUGUGAGCGAGAGGGAGAUAAAGAGGGAGGAAAGAGACGUCCACAGAGGGGGAGAGAGAGAGAGGGGGAGACGCUGAAGACUCACUCCGCCUGGACGAAGACGCUGGAGAGGCUGCGUGGUCGUUCACCAAACCUUCGUUUUACGCACGCGGAGCGGAGCUGCGUCUUGUCAAAGAUCUUAGUCUUCAGCGCAACAACGGACAGAUAUCGGACUGAUAUCGAACAGAGACACAGACAAACCACAGGCAGUUUUUAGUGUUUAUUCACAGGUGUUUAAACCAAAUAAAACAAUUGGAUUUUUUUUCUAUUCCCAGUCUAAGAAAGACACUGGAGCUGCAGAUGAUUUUGAUCAUUUUUUAAGUGAUUUCUACUUUGUUUGAAAAGAAAUCCUGACUCUUUAUUCCCACGCGCGUCUCUUGACGGGCAGCUGUGAACUGCACUGAACGCCGACAUGGAUUGUGAGCGUUUAAAGAUGUAUUUAUUGGACAGAUUGUGUUAACUCCAUACCCAUUUGCACGGUGUCCGUUACUCGCAGCCUUUACGCACCCGGCGGCCGAGCCAGCGCCGUGUUCCUGGAGAGCGCCGUGAGCGGAGCCCGGCGUGCGUGUGCGAGUUUGGACGCGAGUUUUUGGUGCGAGCUCCACAGAAACCGAACACAAGACUGUGGAAGUGUGUGUGUGUCAGAACAGAAGGCAGAAAAAGUGUCGAGAAUCUCCCCUCCCCUCCAUCACCAGGGAGCUGAAGAUGGAUUUAUUUAUCUGGCUCUGCGGAUGUGUUCUGGCGCUGCUCUCGCCUCCAGCCGUCACAGCAGAAGAAGGCGCGUCGGAACCGUGCGGCGGUUUUCUUGAUGCCAGCGACGCUGGGUACAUCACCACGCCCGGGUACCCUCUCGAGUACCCGCCUCACCAGAACUGCCGCUGGAUCAUUACAGCUCCAGAGCCCUUGCAACGCAUCGUCCUGAACUUUAACCCGCACUUUGAGAUCGAGAAACUGGACUGCAGGUACGACUACGUGGAGAUUCACGAUGGAAACUCGGAGUCAGCUGACCUGAUGGGGAGACACUGCAGCAACAUUGCCCCCGCGCCCAUCACAUCGUCGGGACCCUCGCUCCACAUCAAGUUCGUAUCAGACUACGCACACCAAGGAGCGGGCUUCUCACUGCGCUACGAGAUUUACAAAACUGGUUCCGACUGUUCGCGUAACUUCACGAGUCCUUUGGGUCUCAUCGAGUCUCCUGGAUUCCCAGACAAGUACCCUCACAACCUGGAGUGUUCCUUCAUCAUCAUCGUUCCCCCAAGCAUGGAUGUCACCCUCAGCUUCCUGACCUUUGACCUGGAGAACGACCCCUUACCAGGCGGAGAAGGAGAAUGCAAGUACGACUGGCUGGAAGUUUGGGACGGACUCCCCGGAGUGGGCCCUCUGAUUGGUCGAUACUGUGGGACCAGGGUGCCUCCUGAGAUCCAGUCGUCCACUGGGAUUCUGUCCCUGUCCUUCCACACUGACAUGGCCGUGGCCAAAGACGGAUUCUCGGCCAGAUACAACAUGACGCACAAGGAAGUCACGGAGAGUUUUCACUGCAGCAACGCCUUUGGGAUGGAAUCAGGGAAGAUCACGGACGACCAGAUCACGGCGUCGUCCAGUUUUUAUGACGAGCAGUGGCUGCCGCGACAGGCCCGGCUCAAUUACCGCGACAACGGCUGGACCCCCAACGAGGACAGCAACAGGGAGUAUAUCCAGGUGGACCUCCAUACUCUAAAGGUGCUGACGGGCAUCGCCACCCAGGGCGCCAUUUCUAAAGAAACCGAGAAGACGUACUACGUCACCACCUUCAAGAUUGAGGUCAGCACCAACGGCGAGGACUGGAUGGUCUACAGACACGGCAAGAACCAUAAGGUUUUUCACGCCAAUGUCGAUGCCACCGAGGUGGUUCUCAACCGGAUCCAGCAGCCGGUUCUGGCUCGCUUUGUCCGGAUCAGACCUCAGACGUGGAAGAACGGCAUCGCGCUGCGGUUUGAACUGUACGGCUGUCAGAUCACUGACGCUCCCUGCUCGAAACUGCAGGGCAUGUUGUCAGGGUCACUUCCUGACUCCCAGAUCUCUGCGUCCUCCAUGAGGGACAUCCACGGCUCCAUGGGAGCAGCCCGACUGGUGGCCAGUCGUACGGGCUGGUACCCAAACCCAGCGCAGCCCAUAGCUGGAGAAGAGUGGCUACAGGUGGAUCUUGGUGCGCCCAAGAUGGUGCGGGGCAUCAUUACCCAGGGUGCACGAGGGCUGGAAGGCAGCACCACCGCUGAGAACAGAGCUUUUGUCCGAAAGUAUAAAUUGGCGCACAGCUUAACGGGAAAAGACUGGGUUUACAUCACGGACACCAAGACUGAGUUUGCUAAGAUCUUCGAGGGGAACAGUCAUUAUGACACUCCAGAGGUGAGAAGAUUCGAUGAAAUAGUGGCUCAGUUCAUCCGGGUCUUUCCAGAAAGGUGGUCACCGGCCGGCAUCGGUAUGAGGAUGGAGGUCCUGGGCUGCGACCUGCCUGAAACUACGACUGUACCUGACACGGCGACCCCCACUCUGCCCCGUGUGGAGCUGACGAGUGCUGCAAUGAGACCCGCCACCACGCCGUCUCUGUCGGCCGUGUGCGACUUCGAGCAGAGUUUGUGCGGCUGGUCGGCCGACCCUCAGUCAGGGGUCAGCUGGUCUCUCCACGCCGCCGGCAGCAGCAGCAGCUCGCCUGGACACGGCCACGGACAUGACACCAGACAGGACCUGACCCUGGGAGCCGACAAUUUCUCAGGAAACUAUCUCCACCUGGACGCGGGCGCGCACACCCAGCGAAAGCGAGCCCGGCUCCUGAGCCCCGAGGUGUGGCCUGAACGAGGUCCACUCUGCCUCCUUUUUAACUACCAGCUCCAGGGAGAGGCCCAGGGCAGCCUGAGGGUCCUGCUGAGGGACAACGACCAGGAGGAGACGUUACUGUGGGCCCUCAAAGGGGACCAGGGUCUCCACUGGAGGGAGGGACGCAGCAUUCUGCCCCAGAGCCCCAGAGAGUAUCAGGUGGUGUUCGAAGGUUUCUUUGAUUUCCCGACCAGAGGCCACAUCAGAAUAGACAACAUUCAAAUGAGCAACAGCGUGGAGUUGGAGCAGUGCACACAGCCGUACCCGGCCCUCACUCCUGGAGUCAACAACCCCAGACCCAUGGACUUUGGAAAAGAUUCUGUUCAUAACAACAAGCACCCGAUCAAUGGAGACUACGUCCUCCCUGGUUGGCCGUCCUCCUUCUCCACUCCCUCCUCUGAUUUGAACCCCCCCUCUGUGACCCUGGUGUCAGAGAAGGACAAGGACAACGCCUGGCUCUACACGCUGGACCCCAUCCUCCUCACCAUCAUCGUGAUGAGUUCUCUGGGCGUCCUGCUGGGGGCGGUGUGCGCAGGCCUGCUCCUGUACUGCACCUGUUCGUACAGCGGCCUCUCCUCCCGCUCCUCCACCACGCUGGAGAACUACAACUUUGAGCUGUACGACGGCAUCAAGCACAAAGUCAAGAUCAACCAACAGAGGUGCUGCUCGGAGGCGUGAAGACGGGAAGGUUUUUUUCCCGUUUGGACAAAGAGAGAAGAACUGUUUGUUUGUUUGUUUUUUUAAAUACCCUCAAGUCCCCAGACGGAUGUCCCGCUGCGUCAACUAUUCUCUCAUGUCCCGUGGGGUGACGUGAAACCCAGAACUGACGUGUCGGGCCUCGACCCCGCGACCCCAGUUUUUACCACCCAGGACCCCCGAUCUCCUCCGCCUGCAGGAGACGCUGCUCGAUUCUUAAAGCUUGUGAAUGAAUGAAGUAACGAACAGAUCCAUACAGUAUGAUAGACAGAUGUCCCAGCAGCCAUUGGGACACAGCUGAAGAGGACAUGGACCACGGCCCCUGUGAGACGCCACAGACGGAGGACGUUCCCUUUGUCUCUUCGUCGGAGGCUUCAUUUGAAUGUGGGGGCGACAGCAUGCAGGAAUCACUGACUGUUGGUAAACAGUGGACCAUGUGAUGUGGGUACUUUCUACCCAAAUGACCACAUAUCAAGGUUACGCCCCCCCCCCCCCCCAAGCCUCCUCGAUUCCGUGCCCCAAUAUGAAAAUGAAACCCCACGACUCAAAGGAUUCAGAUUUUUCUUAAAGUCAAACAAAACAAAAAAACACGAUGGGAAGGACAUUUUUUCUUUUUCUUUUCUUUAUGUUUUUGAAAGUUCUAGAUAUGAGUUCUACCGUCCGUUAGCCCGCCGUACGGCGCUAGCUCACUCGCUCGCUCGCUCCAGUCUGCGCUUUGUGAAACCAGUGGCAUAGAAGAGUGAUGGUGACAGUUUAGUUUUGUGUCUGUUGGAAACAUGGUGAAGAAAAGCCAGCUUCAGUUUGUGCCCCCCCCCCCACACAAACAACCCCCCACCGCCCCCCCGCCCCGUAGAGCUUUUAAUGUCAUUCUUAAAAACUUACUUUGUUAGCGUUGUGUUGGACUCCGCGGUCCCGACUGUUGACAUUUUCUAUUUUGACACAUUUCCGUGACAGGUGAGAAUCCGGACGCUGAUGAGGAGUCGGGUCUAAAUCUAAUGCUGUUAUGGAGUUGUGCUUUAGAACAAACGUAUUCUAGAGUUUGUCUUUCGUAUAUAUCUAUAUUUUUUGCUUUUCAAGACGUGUAUGACGCCCAAAAAAUGGACAGACACUGUGUCGACAAAAUGUCAGUGAUUGUUUUUUAACUGCAACCUAUGGAUUGCCAAAGAGCUGUGUUGGUGCACGAAGUGUUGAGAGAGUCUGAGCGGAGAAGGGACUGACCAAUCAGCUGCCUGUUGACCACCGCUCUGGGUUUUCAGCCCGUCAAUGAAGGACACUUAAAGACAGACGAAGGAAGAAAGGCCGAGGAAUCCCAGCGUUGACUUUCUUCAACACACAUUCGAGCCUUAAGCUAACUACAGUGUACGCUGUAUCGGAGGACAGCCAUUGAGGAGGGCCAGUGCUGCUGAUGAAGAAGAGGAGGAGGAGGAGGAGGAGACGCAGACACGCACAAACACACAGAAACAAGAAGACAUGUGGACAGAGAGACAGAGGGUUUGAAGACGACCGUGAAAAGUCUAGUUUUAUAGUGAAGAUUCUACGGACGAUGCAUGUUGUUAAAGAUUUGACUUUUUCAAGCCCCGAAAAAACUCAAAAAAAAAAACAUGUUACAUGCAGUCGUCAGAUUCUGAAGGAAACACAGCUGUGAUCACGCUGCAGACUGAUCUGAUUGUUUUCACGACUUUGUAGGAACUCCCAAAGGGUUAAAGACCAAGAAUCGUCAACAAAGUACAAAUUAGAUUUUUUUUUUUUUCCAGGUUCGUUUUUUCAUUCUUGCUCCUAGAUCAGAUUCAUAUCCUGGGUUUCGAAGUGAAAUCUCAGAGUGACUGAUUGUCAGAGUCCAUCUCCGUCCAUCUUUAUUUUUCACAAACACAGCGUGUGUUCUUCGUUCAGGUCUGUAGACCGUCCACGCUGACGUCCGAUGGCGGUCACUAAACCUCAGAUCUUAGCAAAAAAAAAAAAAA